UUCUGUAGUUGCAAUUAAAUUAAAUUAAAGAUGUAGCAGGUACGGUUACCCUACAGUUGGGCUUCGCAUUGUUUAGUUGUUCUCAAAGGGCUGGUUGCAUUAAAAAUGAAUCUUUGCAGACAAACCAAUGUUUCAAAAUAAAUUUUUUUAUCUUGCUUUAAUCUGAGUGAAUAGUUAAUUUUUUUACGAUGAAAAUGCGUUAUAGCAGCAAUUUUGUAGUCUUUUUUGGAUGCUUAAAUUUGAAGAAUUGGACUCAAGUACGAAUUGUGACCCAAAUAAAUCAACGCUGACAUCUCAAGUCAAUAUUGUCUAAAAUUUUGUGUUGUGCCUGAUAUUGUCUAAAUAUUCACUGUGCUAAAAAAAUCAAGUAUUAUAGUUAAUAAAAAUUUUGGCAAAAGUUGCAACAUUUUCUCGGUUAAUCGGAUUCGGAGAAUUGAAGAAUUUACUAAAAUUGUCUAGCUUGCCAGUUGGUUGCCUUUAUUAUGAAUGAGGAGUAUUAUAAUCAACUAUCGGGUGCUGAGUUACGCGAUAAAUUACGAAAACACGGUUUAUCAAAUCUACCCAUACAUCUGGCGAAAUUUGCUCCUUAAAAAGCUUAAAAAUCAUUUGUUAAAUGAGUCACUUGAAAUGACGCCGGCGCCGCUCCUGCCGUCACCAGCCACGUCAAUCAUCAAUAUUAACAAUGAUGGUGAUAAAGAAAGGCGAACUCCUUCACCACAACCAACGUCUUCGCCAAUUUCUCAUAGAAGUGACCGGCAAUUUAAGAACGGGUUAGAGUCGCCAUGCGAUUAUAAGUUACUUGAGGCAAAAAUAUCAAAGCCGCGUUAUCAAAGACAUUGUCAAGGAAUUAAUGUAUCGAGCUUCACUAAACGAUUAGUCGGGAGGCGAAGUAAUUGCAUAUCACGUGCGCGACAAAUUGAUACCGAAGAACGCUUGAGGAAAAAACAAUGGCAGAGUUCUGCAUUUGAUAAUCUUAAUAAUAAUUUUGAACCGCCUUUGGAUUAGCCAUACCAUCCCGGUUAGCCAACCAGAACUACCUUUCAUCGCGAUUUAAAAGCUUCAGGCAUUGCACUGACAUGGCAGGAGCGAUCUACCAUGCACUCACUAACUGCUACUUUUACGUAUUUUUAGAAUUACCUUCGAUCUGGAAUUUCGCUAUUUUUUCAAAGUGUUAACAACUGUUUACAACUGUUUAAGACUGUUUAAUAAGAUUUUAUCUGCUUAAUUAGCCUUGUUUGGCCUCUUAGAUUUUUCCUGUCACCCUUUCUUAAGUUCCUUUCUCAUAUUUGAAAAGAUUAGACUUCUCUUAAAAUUUCCCUAGUUUUAGCCAGCAUAUUCAUAUAUAUAGAGAAUCCUGUUAAAGCGUACAGUUUAACGCUGGAUAGUUAGACCAGAGCACUACAACUAAAGACUAAAAACAAUGAAUAGAAUUUUAAAAUCGCAAAAAUCUGUAUAUAAAUAAAUAAAUAUGAAAGAAAGAAGGAACAUUAUCUAAUACAUUGACGAAUCUUUGUGCGCUCGUGCGAAAUGAAAUAUUAAAAAUGUGUAAAUAUAAAUGUAUGUAAGCGCACCAUGCUAAGGGGCUUUUAGUUGAAAAUGUUAUGACAGUAGCGUUUGGUAGGCAAUCAAAGGGAGUGAAAGGCAAUUUUUCUAUAAACUUGCACAAUCGUAUUUUCAAGCGUUUUUGAAAAGAGAAACUAAAGUCGAUUUAUUUUUAGGAAUUAUUUUUGAAAGAGUAGAACAUAUUCUUUAGAAAUUUGUAAUGUUAUAUAACUUGUUAUUCCCGUACACCACUUGUGUGAAAGAGUUCAUCAAUUUUGUCCGGAAAUGUACAACACCCAGAAGUUCUUUAAACCAAAUUUAGAUUUGGUGCAACUUUUUUGGUGUAAGUUUAGAUUUGGUGCAAAAAUUAAAAAAUUAAAUUAAUUAAAGUUGUCUACACUUAUUUGAAGUAGUUAAAAUAGUUCUUCGAUUUUUUCUUAAAAUUUUUAAGUUUAUAUUUUAUCCAAAUAAAAAAAAUUUUCGAAUAAUUUGAAUAUAAAUCACUAUAAUUCUGAAAAUUAGAUCGAACGAAAAACAAUAUAAGUUCAAAUAUAAUGUUAUCUUUUUUAUGUAGUAGCUUUAAAGGCUAUAAUUUAAUUAAAAAAUCCUAACAAAGUACUUUCACAUACCGAAAUCCAUAUUUCUAAAAGCCUCCUAGAAUCAUGCAACAUAUAUAUACUUUCAUAUAUCUACAGUAGAAGCAUACAAUACACGUAUA
This is a messenger RNA of Glossina fuscipes, 2260 nucleotides long. RefSeq lists its product as uncharacterized. The coding region runs from base 487 to 1005 and encodes 172 amino acids. The transcript is spliced from 2 exons. The record is from RefSeq and is a predicted model, not a curated record. NCBI's taxonomy places the organism in Eukaryota, Metazoa, Arthropoda, Insecta, Diptera, Glossinidae.